This is a messenger RNA of Exophiala xenobiotica, 570 nucleotides long. RefSeq lists its product as uncharacterized. The transcript has a single exon. The record is from RefSeq and is a predicted model, not a curated record. The coding region runs from base 274 to 570 and encodes 98 amino acids. NCBI's taxonomy places the organism in Eukaryota, Fungi, Ascomycota, Eurotiomycetes, Chaetothyriales, Herpotrichiellaceae.
CAAACCUUCAAUGGAUCUUUCCGUACUCCGAGAUGCGGAUAUUAUACAAUACUGCCAGCGACACGGCUCAGAUCGGGCACGCGUACUCAGCAAUACAUCGCUCGGUCGUGAAGUGAUAAAGCUUACUGAUGAUGUUGUAGUCAAGUUUGGACCUGGUGUAACUCUACAGGAAGCGAACGCACUGCGGCUGGCGUCUGAAAGAGUGAGCCGCGAAGUUCUAAGCAUUCCUCACAUCUACCGCUUCUUUGCGGGAACAGACUCGCAAUAUUAGUUAUGGAGAGAAUUAUCGGUGCGAAUCUGGAACAAAUUAAGUGGGACAAAUCUAGCCUGUCCGCACGACUUGUUCCGGGCUUGAAUGCAAUACACUCUAUCACGAGCAAAUGUCCUGGUCCUAUCUCUGGUGGUGAGGCACCCGGCAGUUUAUGGUCGGAGGAUGGUGCUGGAAUUGCAUUUCCCAGUAUCGAAGAGCUUGAGACUUAUCUGAACGAAAAAUUGGCAUUCUUUGGGACUGGCAACACAGUUGCGAGAAGAGAACCUGUGCUUUUGUCAUAUGGACGUGGUACCACGUAA